AGAACAUCGUCACUUACUUACAGCUGUGCGGAAUACUGCGGAUUUCUUUCUUGUCAAUAGAUUCACUUUGAAGAGAGUCGCGGAGUUUUAUUGAAAAAGGCAUCUGUCUCUAAAACUACCGACAUUCCCAGUUUCUUGCGGCGCGAUUCACUCAGCCACAGCCAUUCCUCGUCAUCGUACCUUCGGGUUUGCCUUGCCAGCUCCGAGAGGGUCCAAAAUCACGCUUUACGCACACCUCAAGUCAGCGCCGUUCUCAAUCUCCCUUUGACAACAUCAGCAACCAGCGCAUUCGAUUCCUGGACUCUGCGAGAAUAAACCGACCAUCUACGGAGUUUUUGGUCCAUCGGGGAGAAGGAGAUGUCCUUCAAAGGCUUUCAGAAAAGCGUCAUUCGGGCGCCGCAAACGUUCAAGGCGAAAUUCAACAUUGGAGAGCAUACGAAAGAUGCGGUCUAUAUUGAUGCCGAACGGCGGUUCCAGGAGUUGGAGACUGAGACCAAGAAACUCCACGAUGAGUCGAAGAAGUACUUCGAUGCUAUCAACGGAAUGAUGACCCACCAAAUCGAAUUCUCGCAAGCCAUCGCCGAAAUCUACAAGCCAAUUUCUGGCCGAGUAUCGGAUCCAGACUCCAUAGUUCAGGAAGGGAAUCCGGAGGGCAUCCGGGCUUGCGAAGAGUACGAGGCAAUUGUGAAGGAUCUCCUGGCCACAUUACAACCCGAGCUGGAGAUGAUCGAGACCCGAGUUAUCCGACCGGCAGACGAAUUACUAGAAGUAGUGAAGGUUAUCCGAAAGACUGCAACGAAGCGACAGCAUAAACAACUAGACUAUGACCGACAUCGAGCAACUCUAAAGAAAUUACAAGAUAAAAAGGACAAAAGUCUCAAGGAUGAGAAGGCGAUGUACAAGGCCGAGAACGAUGUGGAACAAGCGACUCAGGAGUUCAAUUACUUCAAUGACUUGCUAAAGGAUGAGUUACCGAAACUGUUCCAAUUGGAACGGGAGUUCAUCCGACCACUGUUCCAAUCCUUCUACUACAUGCAGCUGAACGUCUUCUACACUCUCCACGAGAAGAUGCAAGGAUGUGACAUUGGAUAUUUCAACCUCCAGCUCGACGUCGAAGAAGGCUUCGAAGCAAAACGAGGAGACAUCCAAUCCCAAGCCGAAGCCCUCUCGAUCGUCAAAUUCAAAACCACCGGAGCUAAGCGACCUCCUGGCAGACUCGGAGCCCCGAACAGCAGGCUCGCCAUCGAAUCCGGCAAGUCCUCACCACUCUCUCCCAAAGCCAUAACCGCGGGACCCUCCUCGCGGCAUUCUAUUUCCAACGACGACGAGAAACCACCCCCACCAUACUCGACCGGCUUGACGCCUGGCAGCGGCGAAACAACCGUCGCGCGUGCGAACUCGACCGGUGCCGCGUGGGGGGCAGCAGCAAAAGCAAAAGGAGCAGCUCCGCCUCCCCCAAAGCCAAAGCCCUCGAGAUUGAGCGGAGCACCUGCAGCGGAGACGGUGACGGCUCUAUAUGACUACGAAGCUCAAGCAGAAGGAGACCUGAGCUUCACAACCGGAGAGGUGAUUGAGAUCGUCACAAGAACAAACAACGAGAAUGAAUGGUGGAUUGGAAAGAUCAAAGGGCGACAAGGACAAUUCCCAGGAAAUUAUGUGAAACUUAAUUGAGAUACGUCAAAGAAAGCCAAGAUACCUUCCCUUCCCAGCAAAGUUUCACCCACGCACGCAUAAUGAAGAGACGAUAUCUCAAGGGAUUCGGAGACCGGCGUGAAGCUAUCUACCUAUCUCUCUGAAGAAAGGAGACACGCGGCGGUCAGAGUGGGAUAUAAGGGUUUCUGCAUGGGUUUGAAGCAAGCAAGCUGGCAAGGCAGUCGAUGAAAUUAGCACAAGCAUGUAAUACAGAGAGUUAAUCGAAGAUUUUCUCCACGAGCUACA
This is a messenger RNA of Mollisia scopiformis, 1938 nucleotides long. Its product is annotated as BAR-domain-containing protein. The record is from RefSeq and is a predicted model, not a curated record. The transcript has 3 exons. Gene Ontology annotation, molecular function: lipid binding; protein binding. Gene Ontology annotation, biological process: plasma membrane tubulation; endocytosis; actin cortical patch localization. Gene Ontology annotation, cellular component: mating projection tip; actin cortical patch; medial cortex. Bases 358 to 1671 code for a protein of 437 amino acids. NCBI's taxonomy places the organism in Eukaryota, Fungi, Ascomycota, Leotiomycetes, Helotiales, Mollisiaceae.